Molecule: messenger RNA, 910 nt
Organism: Psammomys obesus (fat sand rat)
Lineage: Eukaryota; Metazoa; Chordata; Mammalia; Rodentia; Muridae
Gene: Fam174a
Product: family with sequence similarity 174 member A
Exons: 3
Coding region: 174-746 (190 amino acids)
Source: RefSeq, a predicted model, not a curated record
UCCGGUUGUCCCAGCAAUCCGCUACCACCGGCGAAGCGGCCCGGCGCAGUCUGCUCAGGCUGCUCUGCGCGGGCGAGUCGGCCCUUCGCCGGUUCCCGGCGCCCAUGGUCGGCGCUGCGGACCGGGAGGCCGGCCCGACGGCUGCGGCGUGCUGAGAGGGCGGCGUGGGGACGAUGCCGACCCCGCGUGGCUCCUCCGGGCCUUGCCGGCUCCUGGCUCUGGCCCUCGUCCUGCUCUUGCUCCCCGCGAUGAGCGGGUCCGGGGCGGUGCUUUCGCCUGCGGCCAGGGCGGCGCCGGGAUCCGGGCCUCCCGAGCCCGGGCCGCGCACGCUGUCCCCACUGCCUCCGGGCCCCACGGCUGCCCAGCCGCCUGGCCAAGCUCAGGCUGAAGCCGCCGGCCCUCGGGGAACGGAGAGCCGCAAUGGUACCGGCCCCGGGGCGGGGUCUGAGGCGGAUGGCCUUGGAGGAAAGGCCGAGAAAGGCUCCCUUGGUGGCAGCCUGGCUGUGAGCCCCAAUCCUGGCGACAAGCCCAUGACCCAGCGGGCCCUGACUGUGUUGGUGGUGGUGAGCGGCGCGGUGCUGGUGUACUUCGUGGUCAGGACCGUCAGGAUGAGAAGAAGAAACCGCAAAACUAGGAGAUACGGAGUUUUGGAUACUAACAUAGAAAACAUGGAAUUGACACCUUUAGAACAAGAUGAUGAGGAUGAUGACAACACAUUGUUUGAUGCCAAUCAUCCUAGAAGAUGAGUAUGUGCCUUUCAUGAAGAGACUUCAUAUUUCUACUGAAGAACAGCGUUUGUAUGUCUAAGGAAUAAGAAGCCACUCUAUCAACAGGAGGGGAAUUUAAGUUGCACACAUUAUGACAACCGUUAAUUUGUUGAUGCGCAAUAAAUAAUUGUAUCAUUUUGUUA